Molecule: messenger RNA, 1087 nt
Organism: Ahaetulla prasina
Lineage: Eukaryota; Metazoa; Chordata; Lepidosauria; Squamata; Colubridae
Exons: 2
Coding region: 343-1080 (245 amino acids)
Molecular function (GO): nucleic acid binding
Source: RefSeq, a predicted model, not a curated record
CCAGGCGCUCUGAGGUUCGCUCAACUCCUUAUUCUCGUCAUCAGUCCUUUCGGGGUUCCGAUUCCAGCUUCUACCAGCCACGUCAACACAGACCGUUUCAACCCAGAGGCUCCUUUCAGCAGGACAAUCAGCAGGGAACUACAAUGGACCUUGCUCCCGUAUCAACGAAGAGGCCAGUCCACAUCACUAACAAGAAUUCGUCUUCUACCAAAGACACUGACAUCACUCCAGUGGUGGCUAUCAGACGCUCUGUCCAAGGGCAGUCGAUUCAGAGAACCCAACAGAAUUGUCCUUACGACAGAUGCCAGUCUCACAGGAUGGGGAGCCCACCUGGGUCCAAAUAUGGCUCAAGGCUUAUGGUCAGCACAGGAACGCAAACUCAAUAUAAACCUUCUAGAACUAAGAGCAAUCCACAAGGCCCUUCUCCACUUCCACGACUUAGUGAAGGGUCAGGACAUUCUUGUGCUCACAGACAACACAACAGCAAAAGCCCAUAUAAACAGAUGGGGAGGCACACAUUCAAGAACCCUCAUGACAGAGACACUGACCCUCGGCCACUGGGCCGAAUUCAACCUUCUCUCGCUUCGAGCUUCCCAUAUUUCAGGCACAGCAAAUGUUCGGGCGGAUGCCCUCAGUCGCCAGCAAAUAGAUCAAGCGGAGUGGAAACUAGAUCCAGCUCUCUUUCAAAAGAUUUCCCUUCGAUUUGGUCUUCCCAAGGUGGAUCUAUUUGCAACUCCCUCAAAUCAUCAACUACCCAGAUUCUUCGCCAGGUUCCCGUCCCCAGGAGCGGAAGCGGUCGAUGCGCUAAGAUCACCAUGGCCACUGGAACUGCUUUAUGCGUUCCCUCCGCUUCCAUUAAUUCCCAAAGUAAUCAGAAAACUCCUGGAAGAGAAGGCCGAACUAAUCCUAGUGGCUCCUCAUUGGCCUCGGAGACCUUGGUUUGCGGACCUCAAAGCUCUUUCAGUAACAACACCUUGGCGCAUACCAGACAACCAGAUUGCUCUCAGUCAGGGCGCUCUCACCCAUCCAGAACCUCAGUGGUUACAACUCACCGUCUGGCGAUUGAGCGGGACAUCUUAGCAGGUCU